GCCGAGGGCGCGGCAGGAAGGAAGUGAAGAGCGAGGACGGGAGCGAGCGGAGGAAGCUCCGCCUCGAAAAAACCCCCGGAGGUGUCGGGACCGGCGCAAAAACCGACCGGCAUUCCGUCGGGAGAAGCCGGGAAAAGCCAAACCCCCGCCCUGAACGCCGCCGAGGAGAUCCCCGAGCCGCGGGCGGGAGCGCGGCGGCGACGGACGCCGACGCCGGCACGGGAAUUCCCGCCGGCGCCGCGUCGCCCGGAGCGAGGGCGGAGGAGAAAGCGGCGGAGGAAGAGGCUCGGGACGAGGCGGGAAUCCGGGAGGAGGGCUCGGGGCUCUCGGCUCCGGCCGCGGAAACGCCGGGAUUGCGCGGCGAGCCGACGGCGGCGGCGGGCGGGGAAACGCCGGGAGCCGUCCCCGCAACGUCGCCGAGCUCGGCCGAGGCCACGGGCGCGGAAAAAAACCCCGGCGCGGAGGUCGGGAAAAUCGACGCCGAGAGGAAAAGCGUCCCGAAAAGCGGCGACGCUCCGGGGAAAAAAACGGGACGCGGCCGGGGCGGAGACGGAGAAUCCCCGUCGGCGUCGCCGAGGCGUCGCCGGGAAAAAGCGGGGAGCAGAAAAUCCCCCCCAAAAGCGCCGCUCAGCCGGGAGCCGGCAACGGCCAGCGCAGAGGGAGCGGGAAUCCCGGGGCCGGCGGGAAGAGCCCAGGCCCAGCAGGAGAAGGAUUCCCGGCAGGAAUCCCGCGGCGGAACGUCGGACGCGAGCCGGGAGCCCGGCGGGAAUGGGGUUCCCGGCGGGGGCGGCGCCGCGGCUGGGAAAAGCGGCGCUGGGAAGCAGAAGGAGGAGGACGAGCUCUUCCCGUUUAACCUGGACGAGUUCGUCACGGUGGACGAGGUGCUGGAGGACGCCGAGUCUCCGGCGACCCCGCGGCGCAACCCGCUGCGGGGGAAGAGAAAAGAAGCUCCCAGAGCCGAGCCUCCGGAGCCGGCGUCCAAGCGGAGGAAAGGGAAGAGUUGCGGAGCCGGAGGUGAGGCGUCCUUUGUCACCUUGGAUGAGAUCGGGGAGGAGGAGGAGGAGGAGGAGGAGGACCCGCGGGGCCUGGUGGUGGUGGAUGAGGUGGCGGAAGAGGAGGAGCCGUCGGAAGCGGCCAAGGACCCGCGGGCGCCGCCGACGCCGGACGAGCUCUCGGAGCGGGAGGAGCCCGGCGGGCGCGGGCCGCGGGCCGACUUGGAGGAGCGGGACCUGAAGGCCGAGCCCUUGGUGACGGUGGACGAGAUCGGCGAGGUGGAGGAGCUGCCCCUGGACGAGCCCGCCGAGCUGAGCGCCGCCGCCGCCGCCGCCGCCGCCGAGGAGGGCAAAGCCGACGGCGGGGAGCGCGCCGCCUCCCGGCUGCCCGACGAUCCCAACGCCUUGGUGACCGUGGACGAGAUCCAGGAGGACAACGAGGACAAUCCUCUGGUGACUCUGGACGAGGUUAACGAGGACGAGGACGAUUUCCUGGCCGACUUCAACCACCUCAAAGAGGAACUCAACUUUGUUACAGUCGAUGAAGUCGGCGACGAGGAAGAGGAAAGCGCUUUGCCGGGUAAGAACCCUCCCGAGGACGAGGACGACGAAGACAUCGUCGCCGUGGCAGGACCGGAAGAAAUGGGAAUUCUGGGAGACGCGAACGCGGAGGAGGAACCGGCUGAGAUCCCCAAGCCUAAAGGUCCCGCGAUUGCGUCGCGUCGUUCCGGGACUCUGCUCCGCGAUCCCGUCCCGACGCGCGUUUCUCCGGCAGCUCGGCUGGGAGCGGGGAGACGCGGAACCGAAGCCUCAGCAGAAGAAAACGGCUUUUCCCGGUGUCCCCAAGGCGCAGAGCGCUCCCAAAGCUCUGGACAUCCUGGUCCCCAAGGCCGGCUUCUUCUGCCAGAUCUGCUCCCUCUUCUACGCCGACGAACCCUCCAUGAUCAACCACUGCAGGACCCCCCUGCACCGGCAAAACAUGGAGCAAUUCAUGGCCAAGCAGCAGGACGACGAGGGCGAAGAGCCGAGCUCCAGGUGAUGGAGCUCCCCGGGAGCGACGCUUCGGGGCCCGGGCGGUUCCGUGCGUUCGGAUUCCCUCGCUCGUUCGGGGGUCGGGGAAAAAAAGAAAUCGGAGCUGGGAGCGGAUUGAACCCAAAGCUGGGAGAGGGUUGGAGCCGGGUCUCCGAUGGUCCGGCGGUGGGAGAGACGGUUGUGGGGUGUCCCCCAGAAAUAAAGGUUCUCGCUGUAUAGUUACCCCA
Messenger RNA from Hirundo rustica (Barn swallow), 2251 nucleotides. Its product is annotated as zinc finger protein 638-like. The record is from RefSeq and is a predicted model, not a curated record. The transcript is spliced from 8 exons. NCBI's taxonomy places the organism in Eukaryota, Metazoa, Chordata, Aves, Passeriformes, Hirundinidae. The annotation marks the transcript as partial.